This is a messenger RNA of Gossypium raimondii (Peruvian cotton), 2022 nucleotides long. Its product is annotated as transcription factor bHLH48. The record is from RefSeq and is a predicted model, not a curated record. Gene Ontology annotation, biological process: regulation of DNA-templated transcription. Lineage: Eukaryota; Viridiplantae; Streptophyta; Magnoliopsida; Malvales; Malvaceae. Gene Ontology annotation, molecular function: protein dimerization activity; DNA-binding transcription factor activity. Gene Ontology annotation, cellular component: nucleus. The transcript is spliced from 8 exons. Bases 529 to 1656 code for a protein of 375 amino acids.
AGGUUUAUAUACCCUCAAAUCUGAUUCAAACAUAGAUAAUUAUUCAUGAUAAAAAACACUAAAAACGAUUCGGGAAACCGGAUUGAGCCGAAAUCCAAAUUCAGCCCCAAACUUGUAAAUAUUGGAAGCUUAUGGCAGCUCGAAGCGAACUGACCCAAAAAUCUAACCCAACCCAACUCAACCCAGCGAACUUGUUUUCUCCUGAUCUCAACCAACUGUACAAGUUUAGUGCGUUUUCCUCGUCGCUUGCUCUCUCUGCAGAAAUAAUAAAAAUUUAUAAAAGAAAUUUCCUAAUGUGUCUGCACUUUUCAGGGCGACAAACACUCUCUCCAACAACGUUUUACUCAUUCUUCUAAGCUUGAGCUGACCGCCCUCCACGAAUCUAACCCAACUUUCUCGCUUCACUUCUUUAACCUGUUAACACUGCAAUUUGGGUUGAACUAACCAAGUGGCUGCUUUUUAUUUUCCUGAAUUUUGAACGUGGGUAUUUUUCACACUUCCCAAAUUGCCUAGUCCCCCCGCCCUCUAAUGGAGUCGAAGGCAGGGACGACGGAAACCAGAUCCAACAUAACGGCGUCGGACGGGGACCAAGUUGCGGCACUCGAAUCCCUACAAUUUACAGACGAAUUCCACCGUUUAAUCUUGGCUCCGCCAUCUGACAAUGCGACUUCUCUCACGGCUCUUCUUGAACUCCCGGCUUCACGAGCCCUUGAGCUUCUUCACUCUCCGGCUUCGGCUAAGCUUAUCGCUGCUUCGGCUUCUAGCUUUGAAGCUUUAAAAGGAAACUUUCUUUUUCCCUCUAAUACCACUUUGAUUGAUCAAGCUGCGAGGUCCUCUGUGUUUGCUGGAGGGGUUAACAACACCAAUAACAAGAGCAACGCGCCUGAAACGACGUCGAACAAUGCAACCUUGAAUCUUGAGAAAGCAGUGAAGAGUGAGCCGGCGGAGACCGAGUCAUGUCAGCCGUUGGUUUCUGACCCAGCGGUGGAGAAGCGGAAUUUCAAGAGAAAGGAUCGCGAAAAGAAGGCUAAAGGUUCAACGAAGAAAAGCAAAACUGCGGCGAAUGAUAGCUCAGAUGGCCCUGAAAAGCUUCCCUAUGUUCACGUUAGAGCUCGCCGGGGAGAAGCAACGGAUAGCCAUAGCUUAGCAGAGAGAGCAAGGAGAGAGAAGAUUAAUGCACGAAUGAAGCUACUACAGGAGUUGGUACCUGGUUGCAAUAAGAUUUCUGGUACAGCUUUGGUGUUGGAUGAAAUCAUCAAUCAUGUGCAGUCCCUACAAAAUCAAGUGGAGUUCUUAUCAAUGAGACUUGCUGCUGUGAACCCGAGAACUGAUUUCAACCUCAACAGUAUAUUCACAACGGAAAGCGGAUCUCUACCGGACAGUAACUUCCCCAGUAUGGUUAUGCCUCUAAUAUGGCCUGAGGUUCAAGUCAAUGGCAACAAGCAACAGCAUCAGCAGCAAUGGCAAUUUGAUGCACUUCAGCAGCCUGUUUGGGGGAGAGAAGUCUGCAAUAAUUACAUCACUCCAGAGAACUCACUUUUAAGUUAUGACUCCUCAGCAAAUUCAGUAGCAGAGGUUGAACUAUUCUCUUCAAAUGGUCAAUGGACAACCAACAAGCAACGUUGCAUGCAAAUCAAACUGAAAAUGGAGCUAUGAAGUCUGAAGAAGUUCCAUCGGUUAGACUUGUGGAAAGAUUGUUGUAGUUGUAGCUAGUAUUGUAUAUAUAUCAAGUAUUAGAAAAUAGCAGGAAGUAAAGGAGAGACUCCUAUCAUUUAUCUCUUGGUUUCCAUGUCAUAUAUUUACUCAGAGUUGGUUGGAAACCUUGGGAUUCCUCAGGACCAGAGACAAGAAAGUCUCAGUAUGCUGUUACUACUAUUAUAUACAUAUAUAUAUUAAUUACUAUAUAUACUAAACUCAAAAGUCCUUCAAUUAAUACUUCAUUUGCGGGGUAGAUUGAUUCAUAUUGUAAAAUCAUAGAACGAACUAUGGUUACUAUUAUGAAAGAUAGUUUCUUUUGUUCAA